UUUUAGUAUAAAAGUUGACAUCAUUUCUUAGUGGAAAUCAGUAUCAGCUUUAAAAGCGUUCUUUAAACACUACAAGUUCAUAUUUAAAGCACAACAAAUCAAAAUGAAAUUCGUCAUUGCUGCAGUUCUAUUAACCCUUGCCAUUGGCGCACAAGCUAGUUGGGGAGGCAGCGGUCAUGGUGCAUGGGCUGGUAGCGGUCAUGGUGGUUGGGGCGGCAGCGGUCACGGUGGUUGGGGCGGCAGCGGUCAUGGUGGAUGGGCUGGUAGCGGUUGGGGUGGCAGCGGUCAUGGUGGUUGGGGUGGUAGCGGUCAUGGUGGUUGGGGUGGUGUUGCUGGAAUUGGUUUGGCGCAAGGACAUGCUGCCGCAGUUGUACAUGCACCAGCAAUAGCUGUUGCUGGUCAUGGUCAUGGUCAUGGUCAUGGUCAUGGUGCCUAUAUUGCCAAAACUCGUGGUGCCGUGCAUGCUGCUCCAUUAGCUAGUCAUAUCAACUCAGUUGCUGCCAUUAAUGUUGCUCCAGCUCCAGGCACGCAUUAAAUUUGGCAACUCAUAAAUAUUAUAAGACGACAUAAACCAUUGUUAAAACAAGAUAUGUACAUAUUAUAACAAACAUUACCCCCCGCUCCCUUUGAAAUAUUUGAAACGACGAACUGCCUGUUACAUCGUAACUAAACAAUCAUAAAAUCGAACUUUAUUCAUAUUUUUGUGAAUUAUAGUUUUCUUUAAUAUAUCAAUAAAAUAUUUAAAAAUUAUCUAUUUCCCAAAAUACAAUAUUCUUAUCCUGAAAU
Messenger RNA from Teleopsis dalmanni, 786 nucleotides. RefSeq names its product glycine-rich cell wall structural protein-like. Lineage: Eukaryota; Metazoa; Arthropoda; Insecta; Diptera; Diopsidae. The record is from RefSeq and is a predicted model, not a curated record. The transcript has 2 exons. The coding region runs from base 104 to 535 and encodes 143 amino acids.